Molecule: messenger RNA, 1714 nt
Organism: Lolium perenne
Lineage: Eukaryota; Viridiplantae; Streptophyta; Magnoliopsida; Poales; Poaceae
Molecular function (GO): protein binding
Source: RefSeq, a predicted model, not a curated record
GGCAGGGUGCGGCACACCAUGGCGGGCGGGGGUGGCGCAGCGGGUGGCGUGGGCUGUACUAGGGUUUCAGUCGCCGACCGGAGAGCUUGGAAUCGACCGACGCCGGCGAAGAGGAACCGGAGGCGGAGGACCGGGACGCUCGGAUUCAAGCGGCGCCUCCUCCGUCCCGCUACUCAUUGGAUGGCAGACGGAUUGAUUGCUUCGCGGGGUAAAAGGAAGUGCCAACGAGAUUAUGUUCCAGGUGGAUCAAGUAGUGACCAGGCAAGCACAGAAGGAUCGCCCUGCCAACUAGAUGAUACUUCUCAGAGUGGCAAAACAGAUGUGUAUUCAGGUCCAGAUCUUCCAGAGGACAUGUGGCAUCAUAUACAUUCCUUAAUGCCUCUGAGAGAUGCUGCCCGAGCCGCCUGCCUGUCUCAAUCCUUUCGCUAUUCUUGGAAACACCAUCCCAACCUAAUUUUGAGUAGGGAAACAUUGGGCUUGGACGAACAUGUGCAUCAAAAGGAAACAACUAUGGAUUUCAGAAGCAAAAUUGACCACAUCCUUAGAAACCACUCCGGCAAUGGUCUGAGAAAACUCAAACUCAGGAUGGUUCCAAAUUACAAUGCCAAGGACUCUGAUUAUAUCGAUAGAUGGCUUCAAAUUACUGUUACACCAGCGAUUGAAGAACUCACCCUUGCCGUGUCUUUAGAUAGUCACAAAUACAAGUUCCCGUGCACACUUUUAUCGAAUGGGAUGGCAGACUCGCUUCGUCAUCUUUUCCUUGCCGGUUGUUCCUUUCAUCCUACACCUGGGCUUUGUUGCUUGAGAAGCCUGACAAAAUUAGAGCUGGUUAUGGUGCGUACUACAGGGGACGAGUUAUGGAGCCUUCUUUCCAGUUCGCCAGCUUUAGAACGGCUUUCACUUAAUUGUUGCAACAAAGUAAGCUACUUGAAGAUACCUUGCCAUCUUGAGCGGCUAAGCCACGUUGAGGUGCAUGAAUGCAGCAAGCUGCGAGUGAUAGAGAGCAAAGCUCCAAAUCUCUCCAGAUUUCACUUUCUAGGUAAGCUCAAGGUACAAAUCUCACUUGGAGAAACAUUGCAAGUGAAGAACUUGCACAUGAACUGUACCGAUUUUGGUUGUGAUACUCGAGCAGAACUGGCAUGCAGCAUGCUAAGCAGGGAGGUGAUCAAUUCACCAAAUGUUUAUAGUAAAUUUCUUGAGCUGAAGUCCUUGAAUAUUACAAUUGGAGAAUUGCCCUUCGGUCGGAGCUUUGAUUGUUCUUCUCUGGUCUCUUUGUUUGGUGCUUCACUCUCUUUGGAGACCUUCAUCUCGCAUGUUUCCAAUGAACUCAAGCAGCAUGCAAUGGCUUUUGGAGAUCCUUCGGGGCUGUGGAUCUUGGGGACCGGCGGUGGUUUGUCCCCAAUGAAUAAGGGGCUGGUUGAGUUAGCAUGUCAUGUGCUCAGAGCCUGGUUAAGCUAAAAUGCCCCAUCCUGGGGACUGCAGCAUCGCUUGUACUGAACAACAGAUAAGUGUACAUGGUAAUACCAAAUGCUUUAAGCGCUUGGCCAUCGAAAACUAAACUAGGCAAAGUGUGGAGCCUUUGUGAAGCUGUUCAACAUGAGAUGUCAAGUUGUGUGGUACUUAUAGUUGCUUAUAAAGCUGUAGCUAGAUCUUGUUUUCUUAAAUUACCGGGACCGGUCACUGUUUAAAAUGGGGAUUAGCACACAGACAAGGA